This is a messenger RNA of Emys orbicularis (European pond turtle), 3219 nucleotides long. RefSeq names its product phosphatidylinositol 4,5-bisphosphate 3-kinase catalytic subunit alpha isoform-like. Gene Ontology annotation, cellular component: phosphatidylinositol 3-kinase complex, class IA; plasma membrane; cytoplasm. NCBI's taxonomy places the organism in Eukaryota, Metazoa, Chordata, Testudines, Emydidae. Gene Ontology annotation, biological process: phosphatidylinositol 3-kinase/protein kinase B signal transduction; phosphatidylinositol-mediated signaling; phosphatidylinositol-3-phosphate biosynthetic process. The record is from RefSeq and is a predicted model, not a curated record. The coding region runs from base 1 to 3219 and encodes 1072 amino acids. Gene Ontology annotation, molecular function: 1-phosphatidylinositol-4-phosphate 3-kinase activity; 1-phosphatidylinositol-3-kinase activity. The transcript is spliced from 21 exons.
AUGCCCCCGCGGCCGUCGUCCGGGGAGCUGUGGGGGCUGCACCUCAUGCCCCCCCGGAUCAUGGUGGAUUGCUGCCUCCCCAACGGCAUCCUGGUCACCCUGGAGUGUCUGCGCGAGGCCGCGCUGCUGGGCAUCAAACACGAGCUCUUCCGAGAGGCCCGGAAAUACCCCCUCUUCCACCUGCUGCAGGAUGAAUCCUCCUACAUCUUCGUGGGGGUGACCCAGGAGGCCGAGCGCGAGGAGUUUUUCGAUGAGUCCCGGCGGCUCUGCGACCUGCGGCUCUUCCAGCCCAUCCUCAAGGUCAUCGAGCCGGUCGGGAACCGGGAAGAGAAAAUCCUCAACCGGGAGAUCGGCUUCGCCAUCGGGAUGCCCAUAUGCGAGUUCGAGCUGGUGAAGGACCCCGAGGUGCAGGACUUCCGCCGCUCCAUCCUGGCCGUGUGCCGUGAGGCCGUGGAGACGCGGGAGGCCGGCGGGCCCCACAGCCAGGCCCUCUACGUCUACCCCCCGAACGUGGAGUCCAGCCCCGAUCUGCCCAAACACGUCUACAACAAGCUGGACAAGGGCCGGCUGAUGGUGGCCGUGUGGGUGAUCGUGGCCCCGCACCUGGACAAGCAGAAGUACACGCUGCAGGCGCCGCACGACGCGCUGCCCGCGCAGCUCAUCGCCGACGCCAUCCGCAAGCGGAGCCGCAGCAUGCACCUGGCACCCGCGCAGCUGCAGCGCUGCCUGCAGGAGUACCGGGGCCAGUACCUGCUCAAGGUGUGCGGCGCCGACGAGUACCUGCUGCACGAGUGUCCGCUCAGCCAGUACAAGUACAUGAGGAACUGCAUCGCCGUGGGGCGCCUGCCCCACCUCAUGCUCAUGUCCAAGGAGAGUCUGUACAGCCAGCUGCCGGCCAACGUCUUCCUGCUGCCCUCCUAUGCCCGCCGGACCGGGCCCUGCGCCCACGCCAACGGGGACCCACCCGCCAAGUCCCUCUGGUCCGUGCCCAGCCUGCUGCGCAUCAGCGUGCUGUGUGCCACCUACGUCAACGUCAACAUCCGUGACAUCGACAAGAUCUACGUGCGGACGGGGAUUUACCAUGGCGGGGAGCCCCUCUGCGACAACGUCAACACCCAGCGCGUUCCCUGCUCCAACCCCAGGUGGAACGAAUGGCUCUCCUACGACAUGUACCUCGCAGACCUGCCCCGCGCCGCCCGCCUCUGCCUCUCCAUCUGCUCCGUCAAGGGCCGCAAGGGGGCCAAAGAGGAGCACUGCCCCCUGGCGUGGGGGAACGUCAAUCUCUUUGAUUACAAAGAUACCUUGGUGGCUGGGAAGAUGGCACUCAACCUGUGGCCGGUGCCCCACGGCCUGGAGGACUUACUGAACCCCAUCGGUGUGGGGGGCUCGAACCCCAACAAGGAGACCCCCUGCCUGGAGCUCGAAUUCACCUGGUUCAGCCACGCGGUGAAAUUCGCCGACGAGGCACAAAUCGAGGAUCACGCGAACCGGAGCAUGUCACGGGAGCUGGGCCUCAACUGCUGCCUCACGGGGCUGAGCAACCGCCUGGCCCGGGACAGCAGCCUGCAGGAGAACGAACUGGAGCAGCUUCGUAGCAUCUGCCACCGUGACCCCCUGUCGGAGAUCACUGAGCAGGAGAAAGACUUCCUCUGGAGGCACCGCCAUUACUGUAUCAACAUCCCAGAGACGCUGCCCAAGCUGCUGCUGUCCGUCAAGUGGAAUUCGCGGGACGAGGUUGCUCAGAUGUACUGCCUGCUGCGGGAGUGGCCCCUCAUCGCGCCGGAGCUGUCCAUGGAGCUGCUGGACUGCAACUUCCCUGACCCCCGCGUGCGGGACUUCGCCCUCAAGUGCCUGGCGCAGGGGCUGACGGAUGACAAGCUGAGCCAAUACCUCAUCCAGCUGGUCCAGGUUCUGAAGUACGAGCAAUACCUGGACAACCCGCUGGCCCGGUUCCUGCUCCGCAAGGCUCUGACCAACCAGCGCAUCGGCCACUUCUACUUCUGGCACCUCAAGUCGGAGAUGCACAGCAGGACGGUGAGCCGGCGGUUCGGGCUGAUGCUGGAGGCGUUCUGCCGGGGCUGCGGGAUGUACCUGAAACACCUCAACCGGCAGGUGGAGGCGAUGGAGAAACUCAUCAACCUGACGGACACCCUGCGGCAGGAGAAGAGAGACGACACCCCGAAGAUGCAGAUGAAGUUCCUGGUGGAGCAGAUGAGACGCCCGGAUUACAUGGAAGCUCUGCAGGGCUUCAUCUGCCCCCUGAACCCUGUCCACCAGCUGGGCAACGUCCGGCUGGACGAAUGCAGGAUCAUGUCGUCGGCCAAGCGGCCGCUCUGGCUGAACUGGGAGAAUCCGGACAUCAUGUCGGAGCUGCUCUUCACCAACCAUGAGAUCAUCUUCAAGAACGGGGAUGAUCUCCGGCAGGACAUGCUGACGCUGCAAAUUAUCCGGAUCAUGGAGAACAUGUGGCAGAACCAAGGACUGGACCUUCGGAUGCUGCCCUACGGCUGCCUGUCCAUCGGGGACUGUGUGGGGCUGAUCGAGGUGGUGAAGAGCUCGCACACCAUCAUGCAGAUCCAGUGCAAGGGCGGCCUGAAGGGGGCGCUCCAGUUUAACAGCCACACCCUGCACCACUGGCUGAAGGACAAGAACAAGGGGGACAGUUAUGACAACGCCAUCGACCUGUUCACCCGCUCGUGCGCCGGGUACUGCGUGGCCACCUUCAUCCUGGGCAUCGGCGACCGGCACAACAGCAACAUCAUGGUGAAGGACGACGGGCAGCUCUUCCACAUCGACUUCGGCCACUUCCUGGACCACAAGAAGAAGAAAUUUGGCUACAAGCGGGAGCGGGUUCCUUUCGUCCUCACGCAGGACUUCCUGCUCGUCAUCAGCAAAGGGGUGCAGGAGAGCACCAAGACCAAGGAGUUCGAGAGGUUCCAGGAGAUGUGCUACGCGGCGUACCUUGCCAUCAGGCAACACGCCAACCUGCUGAUCAGCCUGUUCUCGCUGAUGCUGAGCUCGGGGCUGCCGGAGCUGCAGUCGUUCGACGACAUCGCCUACCUGCGCAAGACGCUGGCGCUCGACAAGGCCGAGCCAGAGGCGCUCGAGUACUUCACGAAGCAGAUGAAUGAGGCCCACCACGGUGGCUGGACCACCAAGAUGGACUGGAUCUUCCACACCAUCCGCCACAUGCCCCUGAGCGAGGCCGGGCACGACUGA